Naegleria gruberi is the source of this 1836-nucleotide messenger RNA. RefSeq lists its product as uncharacterized. The record is from RefSeq and is a predicted model, not a curated record. The coding region runs from base 137 to 1819 and encodes 560 amino acids. The transcript has 2 exons. NCBI's taxonomy places the organism in Eukaryota, Heterolobosea, Eutetramitea, Acrasida, Naegleriidae.
CAAUUGCUUGGUAUUAUAUUAUUUAAUAUUUCUAAACAAAAAAAACAACACUAAUCACUGCACAUUAGGUAAAGGCAGUAAACAAUCGCAAUUUUACCAUCUAAGUUUCGAAUAAUUGUCAUCAUUGGACAAUAAGAUGAUACCCUUCUCUUCACGACCAACAACACAAACAACAACUCACAUAACAACAACAACAACAACAUUAUCCGAUCAUCAGCAACAUCAGCAACAGCAGCAGAAUUAUCCACUGUUCUACAUGUCGCAAAAUAUCACACCUUCUGAUAAUUUUCUUUCGUAUAAUUCCAAUAAUAUUUCAAAUAUUAAUAUUGCUAAUACUAAUCAAACUAUUGCUAAUACUGUUACAGCAACAGCAACAGCAACAGCAACAGUGGACAGUAACUCAAAUUCUUCACCAAUUCCAUGCUAUUACAUCUUACGAGAGGAAUGUGUUGGAGAUUUAGAGGAAGAAUUACGAAGAAGAGCAAGAGCUGUGAAAGAUGUUGGACUUUCGAAUAGUAAUCAGUUAAGGAGAAACCUACCGCAGCAAAAUUCUAUAAUCAAACCUGUUAUUGUUGAGAGACAUGGCAUCUUACCACUUUCAAAUCAGGAUUCUAAUACUACUUUAGGUAAACUUAAAAAUUAUACUAAUUCCAAUAUAGGAAUAAUGAUUACGACUCAAACAACAUCUGAACCACUGAGUAAAUCUCCUCAUUAUCCAAUUACUCAACAUGACCAGUCCGCCGUGCAAAAAGUAAAUCUCCAAUUGAGUAACAAUCAGAUUUUCCAACAACCAAACCAACAACCUUUCCAAACGCAUGUUUCGAAUAAUACAACAAUUACUAAUACAACUAGUACAACAAUAGGCCCAUCUCUAACUAAUUUCUCACAUGUUAUUAAUAAUAAUACUAAUAGUACUAAUACGAAUCAACAUGUUCUUGGAGGCAUGAAUGUUUCGAAUAAUUCUAACGGUCAAAUGCAACAAACUUCGAAUGCACUUUUAGUACAUACUACUAGCAGUCCUCAACAAGAUGCUAUUCUAAAUCAAAUAUUUGAUGAGGAACAAGAUGUGAUUAAAAAUAGUGAACUUGAUGAGCUAUUGGCAGUUGGCAUGGAUGACAAUUCAUUUCUGCAAAGUCCAACAAUUAAUACCAAUAAUAUUGGAAACAUGUUUUAUAGUGGAAGUAAUGUAGGUGGUGCUGCCUCAUCUUCUCCCUUAUCACCACCAACUGUUCAAACUAAUCUAUUCGAAAGUAAGGUAAAGAAGGAAAAGAAGAGAGGCAAAUCAGCAAUGAUACAUGUUGAGAUACCACCUCCUCUACUAGCACCCAAUCAACCCACUCUUAACUCGCCCCAAAACAACUCAAUUGGUGGAACACCAUCCUACUCGACAACCAAUAAGAAAGUCGCAAAAACAUCAAAAAAGAAGAGAAAGCAAUCAGCUGCUAGCUCCUCAUCAAUGCCAUCAAGUAGCACGAGUACAAACACCAACGAUCAACACUUCUUUUUUGGAAGUGGUAGUUCAACAGGUGGUAAUUUACAUGUUCUUCCAAUGUUUCCUCCAAGCAUCAUGAAUGGUGAAGAGGGAGGAGGACCAGAUGAAGAAAGUAAUGCACCACCAAGGAGAAAAAGAGGAAGACCACCAACUGUACAUACGUGGAGUUUUGGUAUUGGAGAGAACACCUAUAAUACCUUCACACGUUUCAGUAAUCCAUUAGAACAGGCAAAUACUGUCAAUUCGUAUAAUUCUUCUUCUUCCUCGAAUUCUGAUUCUGAAUCUUCCAAGAAGAAAAAGAAGGAAAGUAAGAAGAAAUCAAAAUAAAUAAUUAUUUAUUAUUC